CGUUGAGCGAAUACGUCAAGUAGAUUUGCCCAAGUUACUAGGUCAAAUAAAUAUGAAUUAGAUAAAAAUAAUAGAAUGACUUGGAACGAUGUACAAUAGUAUAACGAAUAAGUUUAACGGCUGUACUUUAAAUCAAUUUCGUAAGUUUGUGUACGUUCUGUCCAUUCGGAAGUACUCUGCGGAAAAUGAAGGGGGCAAAUAUAUUCCCGUGUACAAUUUUCCAUAUAUAAGACCUUUCACCGUGGUGAAUAGGUUGAAACUUUACCAGACCGUUCUGACGGGCAUCAGCGUCCCAGGUGGGGCUAUCCUCAGCCAGCUAGGAUGCGUGUCUUGGGAUACAGCGCAAUCCACUACUUUAUUGGGUGUAUCGGCAUGCGUGAUGCUAUACGGAAUAGGUUUUUUAACCACCAAAUUCAUAGGAUUUAUUUAUUACAACCCGGAGACUGAUUCGGUAAAGUUGGCUUAUGGGGACUUCUGGGGCCGAAGGAAGGACUUGGUAAUGCCGCGUUCGGACGUCAUGCCUCUAAGCGAACUGCCCACUACACCACUGGAUAAGCUGUUUGUUACAUUCAGGAGAUACAAUUCCAAAGAAACCCUCAAGUUGGAUAUGCGAUUCGGGGUAAUUUUAGACGCGGAAAAGUUUAAGCAAUGUAUUUAUUGA
This is a messenger RNA of Cylas formicarius (sweet potato weevil), 661 nucleotides long. Its product is annotated as transmembrane protein 186. The record is from RefSeq and is a predicted model, not a curated record. Lineage: Eukaryota; Metazoa; Arthropoda; Insecta; Coleoptera; Brentidae. The coding region runs from base 89 to 661 and encodes 190 amino acids. The transcript has 2 exons. Gene Ontology annotation, cellular component: mitochondrion.